Messenger RNA from Penicillium lagena, 1002 nucleotides. RefSeq lists its product as uncharacterized. Gene Ontology annotation, biological process: carbohydrate metabolic process. The record is from RefSeq and is a predicted model, not a curated record. The coding region runs from base 1 to 1002 and encodes 333 amino acids. Lineage: Eukaryota; Fungi; Ascomycota; Eurotiomycetes; Eurotiales; Aspergillaceae. The transcript is spliced from 3 exons. Gene Ontology annotation, molecular function: hydrolase activity, acting on carbon-nitrogen (but not peptide) bonds.
AUGGUCCACAUCGAGCCAAAGUACCAAGUGCCCCGCGACUUCGAGGGCUACGGCGAGGAAGGGUUUGAUGCCAAAUGGCCCAACGGUGCGCGUAUUGCGGUGUCGUUUGUGCUGAAUUAUGAGGAGGGUGGCGAGCGCUGUAUUCUGGACGGCGACAAUAUGUCGGAGCCGUACCUGUGGGAGAAGGGCUCGUCCGGUGGACACCGUGACAACGCCCGGUAUCUCAAUGCCGAGCACGACUUUGAAUACGGCAGUCGAGUGGCCUCGUGGCGGUUGAUCCGCCUGUUUAAGGAGUUUGGCUGGACCUUCACGACCUAUGCAGUUGCGAUGGCCCUGAAGAAGAAUCCAACCUUUGCCAAAGCCUUGGUUCGCGACGGUCACGAAAUAGCUACCCACGGUGUGCGGUGGAAGGACUUCUGGGACUAUAAUCUGGAGGAGGAUAAGGCGUACAUUAAAGAGAGUCUGCUGCUGCUGAAGGAGGUAACUGGCGAGAUGCCCGCUGGCGCCUACUUUGGGCGUGGUACCCCACAGACACAUCAUUUAUUUCCUGAGGUUUGGAAGGAGCUGGGUGCAGAGUUCCUCUGGUCAUCGGAGUGCUAUAAUGACGAUGUACCUUACUGGCUUGACUUGCCGUGGGAAAACGACCUGCCCGAGAAGGAGCGGGAGGGUAUGCUCUUGAUUCCAUACAACUACGACUGCAAUGAUGGCAAAUUUCACAUGGCGCCCGGAUUCGGCUCAAGCUCAGGCGAGAGCUAUGAGAAAUAUCUCAAGAACACUUUCGACAUGCUGUACCGCGAGGGCGGCAAGAUGAUGAACAUUCCCAUUCACACACGUAUCAUCGGCAAGCCCGGCCGAUGUGAAGCGCUUCGUAACUUCAUGAAGUACGUCGCCGACAAGCCUGAUGUUUGGGUGACGAACAGACGAGAUAUCGCCAAGCACUUCCGGUCUAAGUUCCCUUACCAACCUGACCGAAAGUGGGUUGAGGACGCCAGGAAACAGUAA